Molecule: messenger RNA, 930 nt
Organism: Erigeron canadensis
Lineage: Eukaryota; Viridiplantae; Streptophyta; Magnoliopsida; Asterales; Asteraceae
Exons: 2
Coding region: 1-930 (309 amino acids)
Source: RefSeq, a predicted model, not a curated record
AUGUCUGACGAUGAACUACCCGUGUAUAUAAUCCCUGAAUUCUCGUCGUCGUUGUCGUCAUCGUCUUCUGUCGGCUUCGAGUUUUUGGCUUCUGUUGCUCUUGCAGCCUUAGGAGAAGACACUGCACCUUCUUCUGCACACACACGAAGAUAUAUUUGGAGAGAUCGGCACUCAGCUCAUGAAAGAUUGAUGAACAUAUAUCAUUGUAUCAUUUCCUUGGUUUCGCUCUUCGGCGAAUGCUUUGGUAUUAGAGGGUUCUUGGCAAUUCAAAAGUGCACGUGCGCACUACGACAACUAGCGUAUGACAACCUCGCCGACAACUAUGAUGAGGGGUUAACGUUCUCUACUAGAACGGUACGUGAGUGUCUAAACAACUUUUGCAUCGCCAUAAAGUAUCUUUAUGGUGAAGAGUAUUUGCGUUCUCCGACUAACCACGAUGUUGCGCUUUUAUAUGAGGCGCGUGAAGCCCAACAUCAUUUUCCUGGCAUGAUCAGUAGCAUCAACUGUACCCACUGGACUUGGAGAAAUUGUCCACAUAGUUUGCGUGGGCAAUACCACUGGGUUGAUCAUGAACGCCCGACUAUCGUACUUGAGGCCGUUGCUUCAUAUGAUUUAUGGUUUUGGCAUGCGUAUUUCGGUGUUUCAAGGUCAAACAAUGACAUCAAUGUUUUGAAGCAAUCACCAUUGUUUAUUCCCGAAGUGAAUAAGAAGUCUCCUGAGCAUGGCUUUACCGUAAACAGGCUCCGUUACAACAGAGGAUACUAUCUAGGGGGUGGUAUUUAUCCACCUUGGUCUUGUUUUGUGAAGGAGUAUGCUUAUCCGGUCGCUCGUAAGAAGAAGAUAAUGAAGAAACUUCAAGACUCUGCGAGAAAAUACGUUGAACGAGCAUUCGGGCUUCUGAAGAACAAGUGGGCUAUCAUCGAUCGAUGA